This is a messenger RNA of Geodia barretti, 1761 nucleotides long. NCBI's taxonomy places the organism in Eukaryota, Metazoa, Porifera, Demospongiae, Tetractinellida, Geodiidae. The record is from the annotation of a GenBank genome assembly.
AAAUUCGGUGCAAGAACCCACGUGUAGAGAUGAGCGAAGAAGUGGUGUUGUCUUGUGUGUCUAGUUCUGGCGGUAAGGGAGUCAAGAUAGCUGCCUGGUCACCUGGGAAAGGUGCUAUCCAGCGGACCUACAGCAGCGAGACCGAGGGGGGCGGGGCUGCACUUGCCAUGCUGGGGAAGACACACAUUAUGUGUGCCUUGAAGAGCAUCCCGUUCAUUUACGUGUGGCACGUGAGGAAGGAGCAAGUUCUGAUGAAGAUGGCGUGUCCAGGCCUCGUGAGAGCUCUGGCUGUAAGUCCUGACUGCGUCUACUGUGCAGGAGCCAUUGCUGACAAGAUUCACAUCUGGCAGGUGUCAACAGGUCACCUGUUGGCAGUGGAGGGUCGACACUACCAGCCGGUGUCAGUCCUGCUGUUCACUGAUGAUGGACAGUCCCUGGUGUCUGGAGGAGAGGAUGGCAGAGUUCUCGUGUGGAGCCUUCAGCGGUGCACCACUCUCCUUUCUCACAUUCCCUUCUCUCGUCACUCUCCUCUCCUUUCUCGCUAACUCAGGUUGGUCUCGCAGGCAUUUGACUCUAGUGGUGUCUCCCUGCCUCACUCUGAGAAUGUUUCCAUGGGAACUAGACCACACCCACCUGUAUUACAUCACACCUGGAGUGACCACGCCCUCCCAGUAACGUCUCUCCACUGUGGAGCUGGAGGACUGAGAGCAAGACUUGCCUCUGCCUCUCUCGACCAAACUUGUAAGCUCUACGACAUGGCUUCCGGGCAACUCCUCUGCUCAGUUUUGUUUGGGUUUUCCCUCACUGCUGUUGCCAUGGAUACAGCGGAGCAGUGGCUGUUUGUGGGUGGAGCUACGGGAAGAAUUAGUCGUGUCAAUUUAACAUUGCAGCGGAUGGCUCCAUUGCAUGGCAUGUCAGCUGCAAGUAUGGCAGACAGUGGAUUCAAAGGACACACGCAGGCGGUGACGAGUCUGGCAGUGUGUGAUUGUGGACUGGCGUCUGGAUCAGAGGACGGGACAUGUAGGCUCUGGGACAUUGCCAGUGGUCAAGCUACUAGAGUCCUCCAGAUGAAAGGAGGAGUGGUUCAAUCGCUGGUAGUGUGGGGUGUGGCUCUGUCGGGACAUGGCAAAAAGACAGGUCCAGAAUCUCAGAGUGUGUUCAUCGCUCCAUUUCACAAACAGCUGCUGUACACCGACAAGAACACUGCUCUGGACUGUGGACAGUUUGUGCUGCGUCGCACCAUCGAUCCGCUCUCUGAUUUUGGUGAGUCUGAAGUAAUGUUCCGAGUGUUUUGUGAAUUGUAUUGCAGCAAGUCUGGAGUGUGAGGCUGGGUUGAGUGUGGGUCAGUUGGCCCCAGGUCCUCCAGAAGAUGGAGAGGCAAUGCAAGUCCACAGGCUGAGGGAAGACAUGACUCAUCUCAGGGACAUCAACAGAGCUCUCUACUCUCUGUUGUCAGAGAGAACUGCUCUAUCUCUCUCACACUCCACUGAUUGAUAUUAACUGUUUCAUAAUCAUUGAACUCACUAACAGUCAUUUUCUAGCUGCUGUAAAAAGAUGCAAAACUUCAGUGGCCUAUAUAAACCUAAAGCUUCCAAGCAUGUAAGAGUAGUGCAAAAGCCAUACUUGAAGUGUCUUAGUGUCUAGCACUGUAUAUAUAUAGAUGAAGGUUUCUAAACUUGGUUCAGACUGUAUAACAUACAACCAUCUCUUGUUAAAAACACACAAAACAGAGCAAUCAAAUGGGGGGUGUGUGGUGCCAUG